This is a messenger RNA of Coffea eugenioides, 1990 nucleotides long. RefSeq names its product F-box protein At-B. The transcript has 4 exons. Gene Ontology annotation, biological process: SCF-dependent proteasomal ubiquitin-dependent protein catabolic process. Bases 31 to 1893 code for a protein of 620 amino acids. Gene Ontology annotation, molecular function: protein binding. The record is from RefSeq and is a predicted model, not a curated record. Gene Ontology annotation, cellular component: SCF ubiquitin ligase complex. Lineage: Eukaryota; Viridiplantae; Streptophyta; Magnoliopsida; Gentianales; Rubiaceae.
AAAAAGUUAAAAAAAAAAAAAUUAAAAUCAAUGAAGGGCGGCAACAAGGUUGCAGCGGGCGGCGGCCGUUCACUGGAGGGGCUACCGGACACCCUAAUCACUGAAAUUCUGGAAAAGUUAGACUUGGAAUCGCUUUGCUCCACGGCGUGUGCUUCCAGGGCCUUCCGCUCCUCUGUCGCUCAACAUCUUUCCACUCUUCCCUCGCUUGAUCUUUCUGUUUUUGCUCCGAAUGCUCAGACUCUGAAUCACAUUCUUCAUAGGUUCAGUGGUGUCAGGAGUGUCACUAUUGACUGCCUCCGCCUGGAGACCUCUUCAGUCAUAGGUAUUCUUGGAGCUAAUAUCCAAGAAUUAAAUUUGUUGAAGGGUUGCUUGCUGUCUUAUUCUCUUUUCACUUCAAUUGGGAGGAGUUGCCCUAAUUUGAGGGUUCUCGCGCUGGAAUUAGUUGGGGAACAGUUACCUGAACUCUUCGAGAAAAAUCUUGUUGAGAUGCUUAAAAAUCUUAUACAGUUGGAGUCUUUAUCUCUUAAAAUACGAGAAAUAGAACAUGAUGUGUACAGUAUAAAAUCCAUUCAGCCGUUUUUGCCAAGAAGUCUCAGAUUUUUAAAGCUUCAGCAAGUGGGUGAACAGAGUGCAAUUCAAUUACUACAAGAACAUUUAAAUGUUGGUAAUUCAUUAGAAAUCACAUCCACUUUUAGCUCUAUCCCAGCUGCUCUUCUUCAUCCGCCGACUGAGCUACAGCAUUUAUCACUCGUAUUGGACAUUAUCAGUGAUGAACUUGUUAUCUGCAUCGUCAAUGCACUUCCCCUUAUAGUUGAGCUGAAUCUUGAAGACAGAACGUACAAGGAGCCACUCAUGCCUCAUGACCUGACCAAUAAUGGGAUACAGUCCUUGGGGUCUUGUCGGCGUCUAACUGCUCUCUCAAUUGUACGUAGUAGACAGAAUUAUCCUGUAUGUUUCAAACAGAUAAACGACUUGGCAAUGUUUCUUCUUUCUGAGAAUUGUAGAGGCCUGGAAUCUGUUACCUUUGGUGGAUUUUCCACAGUUACUGAUGCCGGCUUUUCAGCAAUUUUGCACUCUUGCCGAAAUUUGAAACGAUUUGAAAUUCGUAAUGCAUCUCUGCUAUCAGACUUGACCUUUCACAGUAUGGCAGGCGCUGCAGAUACCCUUGUUGAGAUGAAGAUGUUUUCAUGCAACCUUAUAACUAGUGAAGCUGUAUUGCAACUGGCAUCUUGUACUAGGUUAGAGGUGCUCGAUUUGUGUGGAUGCAGGAGCAUAGCAGAUACAUGCCUUAGCUGCUUGACAUUUUUCAAUAAACUUGCAACAUUAAACCUUAGUGGGGCUGAUGUGACUGACAGUGGUCUUGCUGUUCUUGGCGGUGGACAUUCUCCCAUUGCACGUUUACGUCUUAGGGGCUGUCGGAGAAUAACUGAUAAAGGAAUUUCUCUUCUAUUGCUGGGUGGAGGGACAAUUAGCAAGACACUUGCAUCUCUGGAUGUUGGUUACAUGCCAGGAAUAUCGGAUGAAGCUAUUUAUACCAUUGCUUCAUCCGCUCAAGCGGUUACUGAGUUAUGUAUGAGGUAUUGCUUCUUUGUGACAGAUGCUUCAUUAAAAGCAUUAGCUUUAAAGAGAAGGCCGCUUGAUGGAACUUCACCUCUCAAAAGGCUCGAUGUUUUUCACUGCCCUAGAUUGUCUGCCGUCGAAUUGGUGGGAUUUUUGAGGAAGCCAUCAUUCCUUAAUUUGAGGUGGCUCGGCGUUGGCCUCACUGCCGCAGCUUCCAGAAAAGAUGACUUUGCUCAAAUUUGCAAAGAACGAGAGUGGCUGACCCUUUGUUUUGAUGGUUGUGAAAUAGGAUGUCAUGAUGGAUGGCAAUUUCACAGGCCUCAUGGUGGCUGACAUCCAAUGUGCGUUCAUUUUUUGUACAUUCGCGGCCAAUGCCAAGUCUGGUUCAUGCAUAGGAACUUUAUACAAAGUUUUUCUUUUCUUUUGGCUU